Messenger RNA from Trichomycterus rosablanca, 2080 nucleotides. RefSeq names its product major facilitator superfamily domain containing 13a-like (gene mfsd13al). The transcript is spliced from 6 exons. The coding region runs from base 1 to 1398 and encodes 465 amino acids. The record is from RefSeq and is a predicted model, not a curated record. Lineage: Eukaryota; Metazoa; Chordata; Actinopteri; Siluriformes; Trichomycteridae.
AUGAAACUGUGGAGAUCCUCAGCAAACCCAGCUGCUGUAGCCUAUUCAAUGACCACACUGGGAUCCAGUAUGAUGAAUAGUAUUUUUAGUUUUUAUUAUGUUAAACUCUUCCUAAACAAGUACAAAAUCUCAGAGGGAGCCUUCCACAAGUCCCAGGUGGUCUUCAUGAUCUGGAAUGCUCUGAAUGAUCCGCUCUUCGGCUACCUGCAGGAUAAUUCACGUGUGCCCUGCUGCUCUCGUCGACGGCUCUCCAUCCUGUACGGUGCUCCCUUCUAUGGCCUGGCCUUCUUACUCGCCUGGUUCCCCUGGAAGACGUACGAAGCGGGCGACUGGCUGAGUGGCAUGCACCUCAUGGUUACGCUGUGCGCCUUCGACGGCCUGCUUACGUUUGUGUUGUUAGCUCAGUGUGCGCUCUUUGCAGAGAUCUCGGAGCACCACCAGAACAGGUUAAGGCUGAUCAAGUACAGCCAGGUGGCAUCUCUCAUUGGCUCCUCCAGUGUGCUUUUCUGUGGUCUAGCCUCCAAUAACAUGGAGGACUUCGGUACUUUUCAGGCUUUCUGUGUGCUUGUGGCACUGAUGGGUUGUGCCUGCAUGGUCUACACUGGCUUUUACUGCGAAAGCCGCUUUGACACCAAAGUAUCAGAGGAUCGCUGCCAGCAUCCCCCCCUGUCGCUGUCCUCAGUGCUCAGCAUGACGUGGCAGAUCCUUACCAACAGGGAUUUCCAGCUGUUUGUGUUCAUGAACUUUUUCCAGGUCUUCCUGUUGACCUUUUUUAACAACUUCGCCAUGAUUUUUACAGAACAUCUCUUACCGCCAAAUGUCCUUCCAUCGUUCACCAAGAGCAUUAUGUAUGGUGCUGGCUUCAUAUGCCCUCAGUUACUUGUGUUGGGCAGUCAGAAUCUGCUUCAUGAGGUUGGCUACUACCAGAUCAUCCUCAUGACCUUCUUUGUGGAAGCUGUUGCUGCUGCCGUAAUGCUGCUGCUGGGAUCGAGCCACUACUAUUGCCUGGCUCUGUUCAUCACCGCAAACAUGGUUUUGGUCCAGGCUGCUUUUAGUCUUUUUGGCCUACCACUGGCUGACAUCAUAGACUCGGACCUGCAGAAAUACAAGCGCAGCACCCCACUGUCAUCAAUGGUUUUUGGGACCAAUGCUCUUUUCACCAAACCUGCCCAGUCUUUAGCCCCUAUGUUGGUAGUCUUCAUUCUGAAUAUGUACGGCUAUGAGGAUAUAAAGGAUGGAAAUAUAAAAGAUCAGAGUGCACUGGAAGCGCUUCACAGUACCAUGUUCUACUUGGUGUGCUUGGUGCCAAUGUGCGUGGCAGCUAUGCAAGUCCUGGCAUGGAAGCCAUUCUCGAUCAGGGACAGUCACACAACUGACCUAAAGUAUAUAGAUGGAUAAUGUUUUACAUAAUUGUUUUACAUGAUUAUUCCAAAUUAUAAAGAAGGGGAGGUUCAAAGGACAGUAAUUUUGUAUGGGGGUUUUAAAGCUGUGCAUUACUAAGUUACUACUGUUUCAAAACUAGUUAUUAAAGUUGCACAUUAUAUGGCCAAAUGUAUGUGGACCCUUGACCAUGAGCUUGAUGAAUGCAGUUCAUCGCAAAUGUGUUUAGUAAGGUUGAGGUUAGAGCUCUGUUGACCACAGGAUUGCCUCCAGUGAUUAGACCAAGUUUUAAGCACCUUGUUUUGUGCACAGGGGAACAACUAUACUGAAACAAAAUAAGAAGGCCUUGUUAGCAAUAGGUGUAGUAGAAAAAAACACCCAAACUUCAUAACAUAAGUGGUGUCCACAUACGUGUAGCCAUAUAGUGUAUGUCCACUGGUUUCCUAAUGGAAAUGUCAUUUUGGGUAAAUAUGGAUAUGGUACCAGGGUUUGAGAAAUCUGAAAGCAAUUGAACUUGUUAAAUUAAUAUUAUUGGAUAUUUGUAAUGUUCCUAAGCACUUUAUGUACCCUAUUAAAAUAUAUAUUUGUAAAUAAAUUAAAUUGUCCAUUACCAUGUGAUUACUAAAUUAUGCUUGGUAUUGUUUACAAAGUUGAAUGGGAUGAAUGUAAGUUUUUUUUUAAAUAAAUCAUUUACACUAUA